This is a messenger RNA of Miscanthus lutarioriparius, 978 nucleotides long. NCBI's taxonomy places the organism in Eukaryota, Viridiplantae, Streptophyta, Magnoliopsida, Poales, Poaceae. The record is from the annotation of a GenBank genome assembly.
AUGGCGCGGUCGGCGCACGACGAGGUGACCGACUCCGGGGCCUUUGACCCGUCGCCGUCUACCUUCCGGAGCUUCGUGUCCAGGGACAGCUCCGCCCGGUUCGCCGCCGCGCCGGGGAGGUACCACCUCUACGUCUCCUACUCCUGCCCCUGGGCGUGCCGGUGCCUCGCCUACCUCAAGCUCAAGGGCCUCGAUCACGCCAUCGGAUUCACCUCGGUGAAGCCCAUCUUUGAGAGGACCAAGGAGACCGAUGACCACAUGGGGUGGGUGUUCCCUGCCACCGGAGACGAGGAGCCCGGCGCCGAGCCCGACCCUUUCAACGGAGCCAAGAGCAUAAGGGAGCUCUACGAGAUCGCCAGCGCAAACUACGCCGGGAAACCAAGCGUCCCUGUUCUGUGGGACAAGGAGCUCAAGACCAUCGUCAACAACGAGAGCUCCGAGAUCAUCCAGAUGCUCAACACUGAGUUCAACGAGUUCGCCGAGAAUCCUGGCCUGGAUCUCUACCCUGCUCAUUUACAGGCCUCCAUAGACGAGAUCAAUGAGUUGGUGUAUGAGGCGAUAAACAUCGGCGUCUACAAAUGUGGCUUUGCAAAGCAGCAGGGGCCAUACGAUGAGGCUGUCACGAAACUGUAUGAGGCUCUGGACAAAUGUGAGGAUAUUCUAAGCAGGCAACGCUUUCUAUGCGGCAAUCAACUUACAGAGGCAGAUGUUCGUUUGUUUACAACUCUUAUAAGAUUUGAUGAGGUUUACUCUGUUUACUUCAAAUGCAACAAGAAGCUUAUAAGGGAAUAUUCAAAUCUGUUCAAUUACACCAAGGACAUCUACCAAAUUUCUGGCAUUAGCAGCACGGUGAACAUGGAGCACAUUCGGAAGAGCUACUAUGGAGGUCACUCGCCCAUAAAUCCAUACGGGAUUAUCCCUGUGGGCCCAAACAUCGAUUAUAAUGCUCCGCAUGAUAGAGAGAAGUUCAAGGCUUAG